GUGUGAAUCUGUUUUCUCUCUUUUUGCGUUUUAUUCUAAAUGUUAAACUAUUUCAACACUAUUCGUAUACAGGGUGCUCCUCUUACGUCAUCAUCUCUAGGCGAAUUGAAAAACUGUUUUAUAUACAUAUAGAGUUCAACGCCUUUUAGUCAGAUCAUCAACAAAAACAAAUUAAUUAAUUAAUUUAUAAUUUGGCACAUUUAUUGCUAAUACGCCUCGUGUGCUCGUGCUCUUUAAUAGAAUCAGCAAAAAGAAAAAAAAAAUAAAAAAAUAUAUACAACAAGACAAACAACAACAAAAACAAUACCAACAAAUAACUGAUUGUCGUCAUCAUGAAUGACCGUGAAUUGGGUUGCAAUUCAGGCGGUGGCCAAUUUAUGGAUCGCGGGCGUAUGAAUCAAAAUGGUGUCGUUCAGCCAUUACUUACCGAUUUGUAUCAAAUUACAAUGGCCUAUGCAUACUGGAAAUCGGAUAAAACCGAUGAUCAGGCUGUUUUCGAUUUAUUCUUUCGCAAUAAUCCAUUCCAUGGUGAAUUUACCAUAUUCGCCGGCCUCGAGGAAUGCCUUAAAUUUUUGGAUAGCUUCCAUUAUUCCCAAAGCGACAUUGAAUACCUAAAGCAAACAUUACCCGAGGGCAUUGAGAAUGAGUUUUUUGAGUACUUGGGUAAUCUAACAGCACGAGAUGUCACCUUGUAUGCCAUUGAUGAGGGCACUGUAGCCUUUCCACGGGUACCAAUUAUAAAAAUAGAAGGUCCUCUCAUUAUAGUACAACUAUUGGAAACAACGCUUCUAACAUUGGUUAACUAUGCCAGUUUAAUGGCCACCAAUGCUGCCAGAUAUCGCAUGGUGGCUGGUAAACAUGUAAAACUAUUGGAAUUUGGUUUGCGUCGCGCCCAGGGCCCAGAUGGUGGCCUAUCCGCAUCAAAAUACUCUUAUACAGGUGGCUUUGAUGGCACUUCCAAUGUCUUGGCUGGUAAACUUUUCAACAUUCCCGUGAAGGGAACUCAUGCGCAUGCCUAUAUCACUAGUUUUAGUAGCGUUGGCGAGUUGAAAACGCGUCUACUAAAACAUAAGCAAACGGGCAUUAUGGAGGAUUUGUUAGAGCAUGCCAUACGACACCGUCAGAUGCUAUCGCAUGUCCUUGAUGUUUCGACGGAGGAGUCAAGUGAAGGCGAAUUGGCUGCCAUGGUGUCAUAUGCCAUUGCAUUUCCGGAUGGCUUUAUGGCCCUUGUCGAUACGUAUGAUGUUAAGAGCCGAGAAACAGAACAAAUUACACAAUUAUCAUCAUCAGUUUCAUCAGUUAAAACUGAUAUCAACAACAGUUCAACAAUAACAACAACAACAAAAGCAACAACAACAACAACAAAAGCAACAACAGCUCCAACAACAAGUAAAAAUGGUUUUAGCAAAUUAUCAAAUGGACAUAAUAAAAUCAAAAUCAAUGGUCAUAAGACCCUAGAAAAUGGUCAACAAAAUGGUAACCAUAAUGGUAGUAGCCUAACCAUUAAAGAGCCAAAUCAAAUUGUUUCAACUUCAAUCAUCACACCAACAACAACCACAACAAAAACAACAGCUUCGUCGAAUGGUUCAGCAUACCUACCAAAAUAUGUCGAGAAGUCAUUCAGGAGCGGUCUAUUGAAUUUCAGUGCCGUGGCCUUGGCCUUGAACGAUUUGGGUUAUCAUGCAUUGGGCAUACGUAUUGAUUCCGGUGAUUUAGCCUAUUUAUCUUGUCUGGCACGUGAGGCCUUUGAAAAGGUUGCAGAACGCUUCAAGGUACCAUGGUUCAAUAAACUAACCAUUGUGGCCUCAAAUGACAUCAAUGAGGAUACCAUAUUGAGCCUGAAUGAGCAAGGACAUAAAAUUGAUUGCUUUGGCAUAGGCACACAUUUGGUUACUUGUCAACGCCAACCAGCUUUGGGCUGUGUCUAUAAACUAGUCGAGAUCAAUGGUCAACCGCGUAUUAAACUAAGUCAAGAUGUCGAAAAGGUUACCAUGCCGGGCAAUAAGAGUGCAUAUCGUUUAUAUAGUGCCGAUGGUCAUGCCCUGAUUGAUCUAUUGCAAAAAGUUACAGAACCACCGCCGGCGGUGGGACAGAAAGUUCUAUGCCGUCAUCCGUUUCAGGAAUCGAAACGUGCCUAUGUCAUACCAUCGCAUGUGGAAUCGUUGUAUAAGGUCUAUUGGAAAUCUGGCAAAAUAUGCCAACAAUUGCCCACACUGGAGCAAGUGCGGGAGAAGGUUCAAAUUUCUUUGAAGACCCUGAGAAAUGAUCACAAGCGUACCUUAAAUCCAACGCCAUAUAAGGUGGCCGUCAGUGAUAAUCUCUAUAACUUCAUACACGAUCUGUGGCUUCAAAAUGCUCCAAUUGGCGAACUCUCAUGAUCUAUAUAAGCAGCCAGUAAACGGCCAAAUACACACAAUUCCGAAAAAAAAUCAUCAUCAAAAACAAAGAAACAAAAAAAAAGCAAAACACAACAAAUAUUGUUUACUUAAUUUUAACAACAAAAUUUCCCAACUCCCAUUUUUUAUGUAUAUUUGUUGACAAGAUCGCUUCUUCUGGUGGCUUGUAUUUUUUUAAUAGUCAUUUGCUGGUCAUAUGCAUUACUAAUUGGAACAGUUUAAGCUUAGUUAUUUAGCCAUUUGAGCACAAGUUUUUAAAUACCUUAUACAAAAAAAAAACAAAAACAGAAAAAAACUUAAUUACCGAUACUUAUUUCCAUAUACAAGUACACAUAUAUGUAUGUAUAAUCCAAAUUCUUGAAAUGUAAACCAUUGUGUAGCUAAGAAUUAGAUUGGAAAAGCAAAUCUUAAUUUUAAUUAUACACAUAAACUUAACUUUCCUAAAUAGAACAACAUAAAACACGCACACAUUAUCACAUUCAGGUAUGUGUCCAGGUGCCUUAAAACGAAAAAAGAAUAGAAAACAGCAAGAAACGAAACACACACACACACACACAUUAGAAAAGAGAAAAGUGAGCAUAAACAAUCUGUAAAACCAAAUUGAAUAAUGUUGGAAAAAGGAUGUAUUUAAUAUAUAUAUACAUAUACUUAUAUAUUUUUGUUAGUAUAUAAGUGUUGACAAGUGUUGAAUGGAAUUUAAAACUAUUUAGAAGUACAAAUGCUAUUUAGUACAUUUUGCAUGCAUACUUAAAGCACACACAGACACACACACACAAACACACACACCUUAUUAAUAGUAAUGUUUAUACAUAUAUAUUUAAUUAUAAUCAAUUGUAAAUAUGUUCAAAAUUGUAAGCCAAAUAAGCAAUAUACACACAAUACCCACAAAACUUAGACAGUUAUUAAAUUGAUUGCUUUGAAUUGAUAA
Molecule: messenger RNA, 3324 nt
Organism: Drosophila willistoni
Lineage: Eukaryota; Metazoa; Arthropoda; Insecta; Diptera; Drosophilidae
Gene: Naprt
Product: nicotinate phosphoribosyltransferase
Exons: 11
Coding region: 333-2378 (681 amino acids)
Biological process (GO): NAD+ biosynthetic process
Molecular function (GO): nicotinate phosphoribosyltransferase activity
Source: RefSeq, a predicted model, not a curated record